Molecule: messenger RNA, 2209 nt
Organism: Phyllopteryx taeniolatus (common seadragon)
Lineage: Eukaryota; Metazoa; Chordata; Actinopteri; Syngnathiformes; Syngnathidae
Gene: riok3
Product: RIO kinase 3 (yeast)
Exons: 10
Coding region: 386-1948 (520 amino acids)
Biological process (GO): protein phosphorylation; maturation of SSU-rRNA
Cellular component (GO): preribosome, small subunit precursor; cytosol
Molecular function (GO): ATP binding; protein serine/threonine kinase activity
Source: RefSeq, a predicted model, not a curated record
UCCGAGCUUCUUGUCUUACGCCGAACACGUUCGCCUCACUUGCCCAUUUGCGACACAUUUCGUCCGUGUAAGCUCGUCUAAAUCGUCUUUUAAGUGUCGCCGGCGCAGUUCCAACAUUUGACUUUGCUUGUCACGUGCCGCUCCAGUCGUUUGUCGUCUUUUUAGUUCCACUUUUCGUCGGCCCACUUAGCUUGGCGAUUAGCCACUUCGCUUCGUUAGCCGCCUUCCGGUCCAAUCUCGCAUCAAAUCCAAAAAUGGAUCCAAGUGGAGUCACUGCUCACACGCCCAAGCCCGUCGUCCGUGUCGUCGAGCGGCGACGCGGCGGACACGACCAGCGACUUGAUGCUGGCGCAGAUGCUUCAGAUGCAGUUUGACCGAGAGUUCGAUGAUCAGCUGCGGCGAGAGGAGAAGAAGUUCAACGGAGACAGCAAAGGUAGCGGCAGCGGCCGCCGCGAGCGACGAACAAACGCGCUUCGUAUUCAUAGUCGCGUUCGGAUUAAGGCGACUUUAUUGCUCGCCGUGCGCGCCAAUUCAGUUGCGAGUCCAUAUUCGGCCUCAUCGAACACAAAUCAUAAAAGCGGACCAAAGUGUGUGUUGGACUGUUUGUGUAGUGUCCAUCUCCUUCGAGAACUACCGCAAGGUUCACCCUUACGAGGACAGCGACGGCUCCGAGGACGAGGUGGACUGGCAGGACACCAGGCACGACCCCUACAGGGCGGGUAACGCCACCGCAACGGCGCGAGUACCUCUGCGGCGUACUGCGCGCUCGCAAUCUGCACUUUUUUUGUUUUGUUCCCCUCCAGCCAAGGCUCAGACCGCGCCCAGAAGAGGUUUUGCUGGGAAAGGCAAAAACAUCACAACCAAGCAUGACGCCGUCACAUGUGGCAGGAAGAACACGGCGCGCAUGGACAACUUUGCUCCUGAGGUGCACGUGGGCGACGGUCUGGGCAUGGACCUGAAGCUGUCCAAUCAGGUCUUCAACUCUCUCAAGCAGCACUGCGCCAGCGAGCAGCGGCGAAGCGCCCGGCUGCACGAAAAGAAGGAACACUCCACCGCCGAGCAAGCGGUGGACCCCCGCACUCGUCUUCUGAUGUACAAGAUGGUCAACGCCGGCGUGCUGGACAGCAUCAACGGAUGCAUCAGCACCGGAAAAGAGUCGGUGGUCUUCCACGCCAACGGAGGAAGCCUGGACGAGCGGCCCGUCCCGGACGAGGUGGUCCUGAAGGUGUUCAAGACCACCCUGAACGAGUUCAGGAACCGAGACCGCUACAUCAAGGACGACUACCGCUUCAUCGACCGCUUCGCCAAACUCAACCCGCGCAAGAUCAUCCGCUUGUGGGCCGAGAAGGAGAUGCACAACCUCAGCAGGAUGAAGGCGGCGGCGAUCGCGUGCCCGGACGUGGUCCUGCUGCGGAAGCACAUCCUGGUCAUGUCGUUCAUCGGGCGAGACCACGUCCCCGCGCCCAAACUCAAGGACGUCGUGCUGAGCUGCGACGACAUGAAGAACGCCUUCUACCAGGUCUUGCACUUGAUGCAGACGCUGUACGCCGAGUGUCAUUUGGUCCACGCUGACCUCAGCGAGUACAACAUGUUGUGGCAUCAAGGAAAGGUGUGGUUGAUCGACGUCAGUCAGUCGGUGGAGCCGACUCACCCCCACGGCCUGGAGUUCCUCUUCCGAGACUGCAGGAACGUUUCCACGUUCUUCCAGAAGCGAGGAGUGAGCGAGGCGUUGGGCAUCUUCGAGCUUUUCAACGCCGUGUCGGGACUCAACAUUCCCAUUGGUGCAGAAAACGAGGCGGAGUUUUUUGCCGAGAUCGUGGCGUUGGAGAAGCGCAACGAGGACCACGUACAGCGGCGAGGAAAGAAAACGUUCGCCGUGGUGUCGGAGGAGGAAGAGGAAGAUGAGGAGGGGGCGGACCCUCCGUUAGAGGCGGACGCCGACGACUAGCCCGCCGUCGGCCCGUUCGCUCGCCCUCGCUUUGUCUCUCCGGCUCGUUCGACGCCGCGGCCUCCGAACGGCCCCGCCCGCCCCUCGCUCCCACGGCGGCCACAUUUGACGCUCGUCUUGUUUUCGUCACGCUUGGAGGUGGGGGGGCGGUGUGUACCUUGUGUGUACUUUGUGAUGAUGAUGAUGAUGAAGAAGACUGACAGACGUGACGACUUCGUUUGUCCUUUUAAAUGAAAAUAAAAGAUGAACACACAACUGAAA